Molecule: messenger RNA, 1211 nt
Organism: Daldinia loculata
Lineage: Eukaryota; Fungi; Ascomycota; Sordariomycetes; Xylariales; Hypoxylaceae
Exons: 1
Coding region: 227-1033 (268 amino acids)
Source: RefSeq, a predicted model, not a curated record
GAGCUUAUAAGAGAAUUAUAUGGCGUCUGUUGCAUUGAUGUUCUUGGAGCUUCAAGCUUCGAGCUUCGAGCUAACCUACCGUUUUUAAGUCCAGCCUCUCAUCGAAGAGUAACUUUAAAGAUGAAGGCAAAUCAUAGCAAAGGUCUUAGCGCUUUUGCUUUGGAUAUAAAUUCUAGGUGCUAGAAUCAUUCCAUAUCGACAUGAGCUUCCCCUAUGCUACCACAAAAUGGAGUCAAUAGCCAAAUGCACCUGCGUGCUCGCAACGACGCCUAGACUCGGAUUCGAGAUUUUCACACCAGAAUUCAUCGGCACAUUCGCGGUGAUCUUCCCCCUAGCCGCAUACCCCUUCAUGUUCUCAGACCGGGACCAAACCUGCCGGCAUGUCCUUGGCUUAACGGCCUUGUUCUCCUUACUCGUCCAAAUAGCCAAUAACUAUGCCUGGGCUAUGGGCUACGAGUAUGCCGAGUUCUCGCCUUGGCUGCUCCCCUUGACGAUCUUCUCCGCGUUUGUUAGCCUUUGGGAUGCGGACGGACACGAGUCGGAUGUCGACUGGCAACCGGUGCCUUUUGUCGACACCGAGGCCAGAUAUGUCAUGCUGACAUUCUACAUGUUCCUGUCUCACGUCUUCGCAAACGUCAUUUCUCGCUUCGAGCCGGUAGCCUCGAUGGAUGACGCGUUCUAUCUCGCGGCCUUAGUCUUUGUCGUUGUCAGGUUCGCUCACGACAUCUGCGAGGACUUCAUGAAGAUCACCGCCACGAUAUACCAUCGCCUCGCGACACGGCGCGUUCCUGGCUGGUUUUGGAUCCAUGCUGACGAGCCCGAAUUGUUCAGGCCCAGAUGGAGCGUCGUACUUACGGUGGUUGUGGGUAUGUCCGCGCCGGUGCUGGCGUUUUUAUGGGCGUACAGCAUGGGGUAUAUCGUAUCAAUAAGUCCAAAUCCUGACGUCUCUACUGGCUUUGUGCCCAAUUCCAACUUAUCGAAAUGUUAUUGUACGUGGAGUGACCUCCGUGGGGAUGACGAGUAUGUCCUAUAGGAGGGAAAAGAUACCUAGACUUGGGAAGUUGGGUUGCUGGCCGAAUGAAUAGGUACAUGUAUAUACGAAUGAUACCUAGGUACUUAGGUAGUAUAUGAUGUGUGGCGGUGAUGGCGGUGGUGGCUUAUAUGUAUAGGUAUCUUUAAAGUUGCCUAGCAACCUCUCAAUUCAUUGGUCG